This is a messenger RNA of Contarinia nasturtii (swede midge), 5449 nucleotides long. RefSeq names its product rho GTPase-activating protein 100F (gene RhoGAP100F). Bases 518 to 5101 code for a protein of 1527 amino acids. Gene Ontology annotation, biological process: signal transduction. The transcript has 17 exons. Lineage: Eukaryota; Metazoa; Arthropoda; Insecta; Diptera; Cecidomyiidae. The record is from RefSeq and is a predicted model, not a curated record. Gene Ontology annotation, molecular function: protein binding.
CAAUCGAUUCAAUGAACGACGCAAUGUCACACACCUCUAGUAGAGGAUAGAUAUCUUAUUUUAAUUUCAUACAUAAAGCAGUGAAUUUUAAUUCAGUCCGGGAUUAGUUUGUCCGAGUCUAUAUCUACAGUUUUGUUAAAUUUUUGGUAAUUUCGAUCCUUUCUUUGUACUAAAUUAAAAUAAAUUUGAAGUGCAUACGAAGUUUGUCUUUAAUAAAAAUACACAGUUGAUUGCAAACGAAAAAUUCCCAAUGCGCAGAGAACCAACAUUAGAACAAUUCAACAAAGGAAAAAGAAUUUGUGUUUCGGUGUUUCAGUUAAAAGCAUGAAGCAUUAUUUUAUCGAUCCGCUUUGGAAAUUGAAUUGUACUCAUAUAACAAACCAAUGGUGUAAGCAUAAGUGGAUAAAAAUGGGUGGAAUAUUAGACGAUAUUCGUGAAUUCUAGAAAGUAGACACAUUUUUGUUUCGUUUGGACACAUCGCUGACAAACGAGACUUUACCACCUGAUCUCUACACUCAUGCAGUGGAGGAAGCUUACAAGACUGAAAACAGCUACUGGAAAUUCGCGUACGCGAAGGAUGCUUUGCUGUGGCAGAAGAAAAGAAAAUGGACGUUCGGUUCCUGACCUAACUGCAAGUCCAGGUCGAGCACCACCUGCUCCAAUGCCAACAAAUCAGAAUGCAGCGUCAAAUCAGAGACAAAUAAGUGUAAAGGACCCAGUUUUAUUACAAGGAGAUUUCCGUAAAGUAUCUGGCAUCAGCUCAGAAAUAUUUCGACAAAUUGAAGCUGUAGAAAAUGAUCACGAUACUAGUACAGCAGCAGCCCUUGAGGCUGUUGAACGACGGGGAGAAAUGAUAGUUAGAGUCCUAGAAGCUAGAUGCAUCGGUGGUAGGCAAGCAGUUGAAUCUGCUCAAAAACUUUUAGCCAAGGGUGAUGCAAGACAUUCUGUACAAUUGGUAGAAAUAGUUAAAAGGCCGGGACAAACAUUGGGCUUAUAUAUACGUGAAGGAAAUGGCGCCGAUCGAUCAGAUGGCGUUUUUAUAUCUCGAAUAGCUUUAGAGUCGGCUGUUUAUAAUAGCGGAUGUCUUAGGGUUGGAGAUGAAAUAUUAGCUGUCAAUUUGGUAGAUGUAACUCACAUGUCACUAGAUGAUGUUGUGAUAAUAAUGUCAAUUCCAAGAAGACUUGUGCUUGCAAUUCGGCAGCGUCGUGGUGGUCGUGGGAGCAACUCGCCUGGUCCCACUCUCUCCAGGAGUGAACAAAAACCACCGCCCGUUGUAGUGAUUAAACGAGAACUUCGCGAUGAAGAUACAGAUGAAUUAGAUCGAAAUAACCGUUCAAGAUCAACUAGAGAGCGACGAACGGGUGACGGACGUGAAAUGACUGAAUCUAGAUCAAGGCUUGGCCUUGGAUUAAAUAACUAUAGUCCACAAAGUGAAAACUUAGAUUUAUACUACAGUUCACGGCAAAAUAUGAUUAAUGAGCCGAACUGGAGCUAUAAGCCCCCACCACCGCCAUCUGUUAUAACAGAACAACCAAAAAGUCAUUCAUUCGCCCCAUCACAUGCAUAUUAUCAAAACGCAGGGACGUUGGAAAGUCUUGCAGAGAAGGUUCAUUCAUUUUAUCCAGGACCAAACCGUCGCAUGUCAGCUGGUACUGGAAUGGGUAGUCAAUCACAUGUGCGCUUUCCUCGCAGUGGAUCAGAUCAACAUCUUCCGCGAGUUGAUUAUUCAGAUUUUUCAUCACUAAGCAGACAUUCACUCCUUCGUUCAAGUCUGAAAGCUGGUAUGAAUCCAUCAGGUGGAACUUUGGGUAGAUAUGGUAGAUAUGAAUCUCAACCAUCAACAAGGUCAAAGUUUGGACCGUCACCAACACAAGUCGCUUUAAGAAGAGUUCGACCAACGCUUGAUUAUUCAAGCGAUACGGAAGCUACCCUUCCUCCACCUCGGUCGAGCUAUUACUAUAGGCCAACAAUGAACAGUAUACCGAGAGGUGGUACUACAGCCAUGGGUGGAGGACCUGACUUAGCGAAAUUUAAUUCUCUUCCAAGAGAGAGGCCUGGUAAUACCCGUCUUGGACUACGUUCGCGCUUGGCAGAACGUUUAGGUGAUGAAAUCGAUGGUAAUAUAUCAGCUCCAGAGCUUCCUGCACAAAUUCGAGAUGUACGUAACCGAAUUGUGGCUCCAGCAACAUCUAUAUUUACAUCGGACGAAUAUCGAGCAUGGCUCAGGAGAGCUCCAAGUAGUUCUGCAAUUUAUGAACAAAUGCGAACAUCGCGAGAUAUUCUAAAUCAACAGAGAGCACACCGCUUCUCUUGUAGUGCAGAAAAUAUUCACGAUGCAUUGAAAAAUUGUAGCAGUAUUUAUAGCAGUAGAGCUAGCGGUAUGACAAAUACUUUGGAUCGUCAUAUUAGUGGGCCAAGACCUAUGAACACAGCUCCAAUACGUUCACUAUCAACACAACACAUUGGAAGUGGUCUUCCAUUACGUUCACCAAGCAUUCGAAGAAUGAGACAAUUACUCGAGUUUGGCGGCGCUCCCGCAAGUCCCGGCAGUGUAAUUAGUGGUCAUCAGAGUCCUGCUCCGACACCAACACGAACACAACGUCAAAUUGACAUCAAUCCAGCAGAAUUUUCAAAAUACAAAUUAGAAAAGCCAGUGUUGGAUAUUGGUGGGAUGUCUGGUAUGAUUUGGAUACAUUUACUAGCUGGACGGGGCUUGCGCUCGACACCUGAAGGCAGUCAAAUAACUACACAAAACAUUGUUAGAGAUCUUUAUUGUGUCUUAGAAUGCGACCGAGUACACAAAGCACGCACAGUUGUUCGGUCAGGCGAUUUACAAUUUGAUUGGGAUGAAUCAUUUGAAUUGGAUUUAGUAUCAAAUAAGCAGUUGGAUGUUCUAGUUUAUUCUUGGGAUCCACAGCACAGACAUAAACUUUGUUAUCGUGGUGCAGUUUCAUUGUCAACAUUACUCAGGCAAUCUCCACUUCAUCAACUUGCAUUAAAGGUUGAACCAAGGGGCACUAUUUAUUUACGUUUGAGGUACACGGAUCCCAAUACCUUAUAUCGCAGACGUGGCUUGCCAAAUUUACGUUCUGGAUAUCCACAGCUGUUUGGAGCUGACUUGGAAGCAGUAGUAACAAGAGAAGCAAAAAUAGUACCGGGUCAAGCACCGAUUCCAAUUGUACUUCGUCGAUGCGUGGAAGAAAUUGAACGACGGGGAUUAGACAUAAUUGGUUUAUACCGUCUUUGUGGAUCAGCUACCAAAAAAAGGCUAUUAAGAGAGGCAUUUGAGAGAAACUGUCGUGCCGUUGAACUUACUCCAGAUCACGUUCCGGAUAUUAAUGUUAUAACGGGAGUUUUGAAAGAUUAUUUAAGAGAAUUGCCAGAACCUUUAUUUACACGGUGUUUAUUUCAAAUGACAGUUGAUGCAUUAGGAGUAUGUUUACCAGAUGACCCGGAAGGAAAUGCAAAACUAAUGUUAAGCAUUUUAGAUUGUUUACCCCGAGCAAAUCGAGCAACACUAGUGUUUUUGCUUGAUCAUUUGUCAUUAGUAGUAUCAGCAUCUGAAAGGAAUAAAAUGUCUGCACAAGCAUUAGCAACUGUGAUGGGCCCACCUUUAAUGUUACACUCAUCAAAUGGUUCAAAUGGUUCUGAUGUAGAUCAUGCUCAGCCAAUAGCAGUAUUGAAGUACUUGCUUCAAAUAUGGCCACAGCCUCAAACUGUUACUAUCUCAGGUCAUCGCAACGAGCCUCAAGGGCAGCGUGGAAACAAAGUCAGUGUGUUGCCAGUGGAAAAAUUACUUCACAACCAACAUAUCAUGGAUUCAACAACAACACAGGUCGAGCAACAUCUUCCCUCGGAUAUUCACAACACUCGACCGUAUCAAUCGGCAGUGGCUCAGUCAGCUCAAUCGCUUCGACUCCAUCAAUCGGCGGUCAAGGAAUCAGUGGACUCAAUGGAGCUAGACCAAUCGCAACAUCCACAACUCGCAACACCCUCCCCAGAAAGUAGUUCAACUUCUACGAAUUCCGGUUCAGGGUCAGCAAAGAGUGCAGAUACAGUGAAAAGAGGUGUUUCGCCGAUAGCUCUUGUACCAUCACAGUCAAGUAGUAAACUUAGAGAUAGCAUUAGUAGUUUUUCAAUAAAUGCAAGUAAUAACUUGGAUGGAAAUGCAAAAGAUUCUUAUGCAGUUGAACAUGGUAAAAGUAGUAAUAAUAUUAGCACUAAAAAUGUUUUGUUUGCUACAAGUGUUGAAAAAAGUCUGUGUUCAUAUACGACAAAUGAUCAACUACCCACCAAUUCCAAUCAUUCGAAUUCAAUAGCAAACCCUACUUCUGAACUUCUGAAACAAAAAUUAUCACCUUUAUUACGUCAUCGAAACACACAACUAAACGUAUCAAAUCAUUUGAAUGAUACAAAGAACACUGCCAGUCAAACUAAAACGAAACAAAAUAUUCAAUCAGCAUUAGACAAUUUUUACCUUUCGUCAAUUGGCAAUUAUGAUAAAAAUAGACAUUUGGUGUUAUCAACUUCGAUGGAAUCAGAUUUACUUAUUCAAAAGACCGUAUCGCCAUCUUUAUCGUUAAGCAAUCAUAUGAACAGUUUACCGUCACAAUUCGCUAGAAGUAAUAACGUUCAAUAUCAGCAAGAAUCACUCAAGAAUAACUCAAAAAACUUUGCGAGUCAAGGAAAUACUUUAUUCAAUACGUUGAAUUCAAUGUCAAAUUCGAAUCCGCCUAUUACUUUAUCAAGCCAAACAUCAACAAACAUAACCACUCCAGUAACAAUAUCAACCUCAAUUUCUAAUGAUAAUUUUACAACUAAAAAUAUUAAUGGAACACUGCCAAAAACAACAAAUUCAAUUGCAAUUGGAAAUAUCUGUGGAAAUGUGUCUGCAGUGGCAAAUGAAUUUGAACAAUUGAUUGCACGAAAUACCAGUGCUAGUAGCUUUUCAAACAUUUCGACUAAUAACCACAGUAAUUAUAAUACGUUAGGUACAUAUCGUGUGCAGUACGCUUCAACUAAUCCAUUCUUAAAUAACUUUAAUUUGAACUCAAGCGAUUUAAGUAUCAAUUCAGAAUAUAAAACAACUGAUGGAAAAUAAAUUUUUGGAUGUUUAAUUUUUAUCGCUAAAAAAAAUGAAAAUUAAUCCAUUCUUAAAUAACUUUAAUUUGAACUCAAGCGAUUUAAGUAUCAACUCAGAAUAUAAAACAACUGAUGGAAAAUAAAUUUUUGGAUGUUUAAUUUUUAUCGCUAAAAAAAAUGAAAAUUAAUAUUCAAUGACUGAAUACACAUACAUCUUUCAAGAAUAAAGUAUGAAAUAUGAAGUUUUAUUUGCUAUAUCGUUUAAUGAAUAUAAUAAAGGAACGAGUACGACAUUUCCCCCUUUGCUAAGCGAAAUUAAUCCGAUAUACGGCGCUGAUCACUCUAUGUCAUUCCAUAAUAAUACAUU